UUGGAUUAGAGCCGCAGCUCCGCGCGCAGGGCUCUGCGUAAAGCAGCGCGCGCAGGUGCAGCUCGGCAGCUCUCCACACUGAGUUUCGCUCGUGAGUCGUGUUUGGACCGGAGCGGGACUAAACCGCUUCAUUAGUGUCAUCACAGGAAAAAGACAUGAGUGGCGUUACAGACUGGGCAGAGGAAGAUGUAACUCAGGAGGAGGCACGGUCCUCCCCUGCCUGGUCGGAGGAGCUCUAUGAGGAGCUGUGGGACCGCAUAGAGGGAAGGCGUCACAAGCUCACGCGCAUUCUCAACCCGGCCAAAUUCACGCCCUACCUGCGGCAGUGCAAGGUCAUCGAUGAGCAGGACGAGGAUGAGGUGCUCAACUCAACGCAGUACCCCAUGCGCAUCAGCAAGGCUGGUCGUCUGCUGGACAUUCUCCGAGGCCAGGGCCAGCGGGGUCUUCAGGCCUUCUUGGAAUCACUGGAGUUUUACCAUCCAGACCAGUACAUACAGCUGACUGGAAAACAGCCAAUGCAGAGAUGCUCCCUCAUACUGGACGAGGAAGGUCCGGAGGGUUUGACCCAGUUUCUGCUGCUGGAGGUGCGUAAACUGAGGGAGCAGCUCCGAAACAGCCGGCUUUGUGAGCGUCGGCUGUCUCAGCGCUGCCGGAUGGCCGAGGAGGAGCGAAGCAGAGCCGAACGAAAAGCUGAGGAGCUAUGUCACGACAAGCUGCUGCUUGAGAGGCUGCGUCAGGACUGGGAGUCAGCCAGUCGGGAGCUGGGGAAGCUGAAAGACCGGCAACUGGAGCAGGCUGUGAAGUACUCCAGGGCCCUGGAGGAGCAAAGCAAGUCCUCUAUCCGAGAGAGGGAACUUCUGAGGCAGGUGGAGGAGCUGAAGUCCAGGCUGGCAGAGUCGGAUAAACAAACAGCCGACCCUCCUGACAUUACCAGAACAAACAGUUUGCGCUCAAAUGGAAUAAAUAAAUAUCCGCCUGCUUUACCAGAGAAGCCGCUGCAGCUUAACAAGGUUCAGAAAACAGAAAAGUCUCCAGUAAAAACUUUGGAUCCCUCCACUGGAGUGAAUGCUCUCAUGGACAUCCUGCAGCAGGACCGCAGAGAGGCAGCAGAACAGAGACAGGAGCUCUGCGACUACAUCACCAAACUCCAAGAGGAGCUGCAGAGUGCGGAGGAGCACCAAGAACAGUUGGAGUCGCAGUGGGAGCAGCUGCAGCUGAAGGCCAGGACUCUCCAGCUGGACUGGGAGACGGAGCAGAAGAGGAGCAUGUCCUACUUCAACCAAACCAUGGAGCUGGAGAAGGAGAGAGACCAGGCUUUGCGCAGCCGAGACAACCUGCAGCUGGAGUACACCGACUGUCUGCAGGAUAAGAACCGUCUGCGUAAACGCAUCGCGGAGCUGCAGGCCAGCCUGGAGCAGCAGCAGAGGGAGCUGGAGCGAGAGUGUGAGAAAAGCCGGGAGCAGCUGCAGCAGAGUGCAUGUCUGCACUGUUCCCACCUGUCCCUCUGCAGCGAGGACCAGUGCUACGGCCCCUGCUGCUCCCCUGACCUGGAUCUGAGCCCCCAGUCCAACAGCACCUAUCUGAUGCUUAGAAAGACGCCACCUAGAGGUCAAACCAAUGAAAACUCUGGAGGUUCCUGUUCCACCUCAGAGGAGAACCUCUUGUCGUCAACAAAGGAGGAUGAAAAGGAAAUAAAUCGCCUUUCCACAUUUGCCUUUCCUCCAUGUGCAAACUCCAUCCACCGACGGUGUAACACAGAGUUUGACAUGAUCUCUUGGGUCAGUGAUGAGAAUGAUAACAUUUUAGAUGAUCAGAGUGAACCUUCUCUGUGUGACUCUUGGACCUCCUUACACUCGCACCUCUUCCCUCCUGACCUGGUCAACAUGCCCUCAGUUUCUAACAACCAACCCAAUCCCAUUGUUCCCAGGAAGCAGCCCUCCCCCUGCUCCCCAUCUUCAAGCCCCCCCAACUCACCAAAACACAGAAGAGCCAGUUUAGCUGAUGAUAUCACCAUCGUGGGAGGAAACCGAGUGGGGAUCUUUGUCAGCCAUGUGAAAGCUGACUCUCCAGCUGAGCGGUGUGGACUAAAGGAGGGCAGUGAGCUGCUGGAGUUGGAGCGGGUUCUGUUCGGUGGAGGAAGUGUGAUGUUGAAUCAGUGCACGGCUGAGGUGGCCCACUUUUCUCUGCAGUGGUGGACUGAGCUUUCAGCACUGAAACACCAGAGCAACCUGGACGCGUAUUCGAAGCUGUGCUCGGAGCUUUCGUCGCCUUCGUUUUCAGGUGCCGACUCCUUCUAUGUGCGGGUCAAUCUCAAAAUGGAGCCUCGUGGUGACCCCCCGUCCAUGGGCGUUUCCUGUGACGACAUCAUACAUGUCACAGACACAAAGUACAACGGGAACUAUCACUGGCGCUGUUCCCUGGUGGACCCGGUCACAGCCAAGCCUCUGCAGAUAGGAACCAUGCCCAACUACAACAGGGCUCAGCAGUUGUUGCUCGUACGGUUACGAAAAAUGUCGCUGAACCAAAAGGACUUCAAGAGGAAGAUGUUUUCAAAGAAACCUUCUGGCCGCGUUCGACUGGUGAAAGCAGUGGAUCCCGGCAGCCGCGGUGUCGGCUCCUCUCAGCCGGUUCUUUACACUCUCAGCAAACGUCAAGAGGACCACUUAAUCCCAUACACUUUGGUGCAACCAGUGAAGGUUCAGGCCAAGCGGCCGGUCAUCUUCUCCCCGUCUCUUCUUUCUCGAGGUCUGAUAGAGAGGCUGCUGCAGCCAGCGGAGUCUGGACUGAAGUUCAACACCUGCCCACCUGAACCCAUUCCAGCUUUGGAGAGACAAGACAAGAAGGUGUUUCUGUUGGACACCUGCAGUCCAGAGCAGCCCAUGGGCAUACGGCUGGGGUCCAUACAGGAAGUCAUCAGUCAGGACAGGCAUUGUCUGCUAGAGCUGGGCAUGUCCAGUGUUGAAGGCUUACUGAGACAGGGGAUUUACCCCAUCGUCAUCCACAUUCGCCCUAAAAACAAAAAGCACAAGAAGCUGAGGAAGUUUUUUCCUCGGUGUGGAGAGGACAGUGUGAUGGAGGAGGUGUGCCAGGCUGAGGAGCUGCAGCUGGAGACCCUCCCCAUGCUUUACUACACCCUGGAGCCCAGCACCUGGAGCUGCACGGAGGAGCUGCUCAAAGCCUUGUGUGACACCAUACACAGCCAGCAGGGGGCGGUAGUUUGGGUUGAACUCGAUAGGUUGCAAUAAAAAUUUAUACCUGGAUUAAUGAGCAUGAACUUUGGUGUUGUAACAGAAAACAAGUGUUCAACUGUUUAUAUUUUUUCAAUAAAUAACAAAUCUAUUUAACUGAACUGUUGAA
Messenger RNA from Nematolebias whitei (Rio pearlfish), 3357 nucleotides. RefSeq names its product caspase recruitment domain-containing protein 11. The coding region runs from base 156 to 3245 and encodes 1029 amino acids. Lineage: Eukaryota; Metazoa; Chordata; Actinopteri; Cyprinodontiformes; Rivulidae. The transcript is spliced from 24 exons. Gene Ontology annotation, molecular function: protein binding. Gene Ontology annotation, biological process: regulation of apoptotic process. The record is from RefSeq and is a predicted model, not a curated record.